Hippopotamus amphibius kiboko is the source of this 1398-nucleotide messenger RNA. Its product is annotated as sal-like protein 4. Gene Ontology annotation, biological process: regulation of transcription by RNA polymerase II. Gene Ontology annotation, cellular component: nucleus. Gene Ontology annotation, molecular function: DNA-binding transcription factor activity, RNA polymerase II-specific; RNA polymerase II cis-regulatory region sequence-specific DNA binding. Bases 1 to 1398 code for a protein of 465 amino acids. The record is from RefSeq and is a predicted model, not a curated record. NCBI's taxonomy places the organism in Eukaryota, Metazoa, Chordata, Mammalia, Artiodactyla, Hippopotamidae. The transcript has 3 exons.
AUGGGCUCUGAUGACCGGCAGACGGUGGGGCCUGCAAAACCCAGCCAGGCGUCUUCCCGCCGGUCACAUCUGUCGGCUGACUCGGCCGCCGGUCACAUCUGUCGGCUGACUCGGCCACAACCCCAGCGUGCGCGCGCCUCUGCGCUAACGGCUUCCUUCCGGGGCCCCAGCGUAGGCGGCGACUUUGAGCAUCCUCCUUCCUGGACGCGGCCUGACCUGCCGGCCCCACCCACGACCCGCCCUGAGGACCAGCUCCGGCCAGGCGCAGCGGGGAUCAGACCUGCCCCACGGGAGAUGACGGAGGAAACGCACUUGGAAGAGAGGCGCGUGUGUAACAGGGUCUCAGGAAGUCCUUGCUGCCACCACCACGGCUGCCAGCCCCGCCGUCACCUCCUCUCCUUCGCCCCAGCGCCCCGAAGCCCCUCAGACUUUGUCCCCCCGGGGUCUCCCACCUUCUCGGCUGCCUCCAGGGAGUGGGGUGGCCAUGGCAACAAUGGGGGUGGUGCUGCCAGGGUGGGUGGUGGGGACAACUCUGUAGGGAGUCCCCCUAGUGCUGAUGUCUGGAGGCUUGCUCUCCCACGGGCUGCGUCCACCAACGCCUCCCAGGACGGCCACACGGUGGCCAGAGCCACCAUCCCAAAAAAACUCUCCCCGGUGGAUGUCAGACCCAAGGACGAGGUCCUCUACAAGCACAAGUGUCGGAGCAGUGGCCCACAGACAUUUAUCCGAGCCCAGCCAACCUAUGUCAAAGUUGAAGUUCCUGGUGCAUUUGUUGGUCCCGCGACCAUGUCCCCAGGUAUGACACCUUUGUUAGCUUCCCAGCCCCGACGACAGGCAAAGCAGCAUGGCUGCACAAGGUGUGGGAAGAACUUCUCAUCUGCGAGCGCGCUUCAGAUUCACGAGCGGACUCACACCGGGGAGAAGCCUUUUGUGUGUAACAUACGUGGGCGAGCUUUUACCACCAAAGGUAACUUGAAGGUCCAUUAUAUGACACACGGGGCCAACAAUAGCUCGGCGCGCCGUGGCAGGAAGCUGGCCAUCGAGAACACCAUGGCUCUAUUAGGAACGGAUGGGAAGAGGGUCCCCGAGAUGUUUCCCAAGGAAAUCCUGGCCCCUUCAGUGAACGUGGACCCUGUUGUGUGGAACCAGUACACCGCCAUGCUCAACGGUGGUCUGGCAAUGAAGACCAAUGAAAUCUCCGUGAUCCAGGGUGGUGGCAUUCCCACCCUCCCAGUGUCGCUGGGGGCCAGCUCUGUGGUGAAUAACACCACUACCUCCAAGAUGGAUGGCUCCCAGUCGGCCAUCAGUGCCGAGGUGGAGAAGCCAGGAGCUGCCGACAGCGUCCCCAAACACCAGUUCCCUCACUUCCUGGAGGAAAACAAGAUCGCCGUCAGCUGA